UUUUCUGCUGCUCCCGGCCGCGAAAGAGUGCGGCUCGGAGGUGUCGCCACAGCGGCACCCUAGGGAACAUUUCGGGGGCGGGGAGGGAGGUGCUGUCUGGGCCGGGGUCCUGUGACGCUGGCCGGGCCCACGCUUGGCGCCCGAGGCUGGCGGCGCCGUCCCUGCGGCGCUCAAAAGCAGCCCGAUGUUCAGCCACCUCUUUGACGCACUCCCCUGACCAGCUGUGCCCGGCACGGACCCGGGCCCCUGCGGGCACCGCAAUGAACAGGGCAGACGCGGUCAGGUGACACUCCCAUCACCCCACACCUCGACUCUGGAAAACAGCUCCGGAGACCUGAAUUACAGACCAUCAUUUUAACUGGACAGACUGCUGCUGCUGGAACAAGCAUCUCUGGGGUUGUAAUGGCCACCCAAGGCAGGGCAGCUUUAGGUCUUAUCUCCAGGGGUGCUGUUCUCCAGAAGCAGGAGGGGCGCCUGACUGUAAAGCAGGAGCCAGGGGGCCAGACCUGGAGGCAGGGCUGCAGUCUCCAAAGGAACCACCCUCCCGUUUGUGAAAUUUUCCGGCUACACUUCAGGCAGUUAUGUUACCACGAGAUGUCUGGGCCCCAGGAGGCGCUGAGCCGGCUGCGGGAGCUCUGCCGCUGGUGGCUGAUGCCAGAGGUACACACCAAGGAGCAGAUCCUGGAGCUGCUGGUGCUGGAGCAGUUCCUGAGCAUCCUGCCGGGGGAGAUUCGGACCUGGGUGCAGCUGCGUCACCCUGAGAGUGGUGAGGAGGCCGUGGCUGUGGUGGAGGAUUUCCAGAGACGUCUCAGUGGCCUGGGGGAGGUCUCAGCUCCAGCACAGGGACAGGAAGUGCGUUUGGAGGAGCUGGCAGGCUUGAGUGCAACAGAGGAAUCUCCUCCUGCCUCCCCCGUCGGUGAUGGUUCAGCCGCUGGAGGCCACCUGGAGCCUCUUCCUGACCCAGGGACGCGCCAGCCCCGCAGUGGGCACUCCGCUCCAUGUGCUUCCCCUGCACCUGUCCCUCUCCAAGUGGGCAGCUCAGGACACCAAGCAGCAGCAGCAGCUGUGCUUCGGAUGGCCAGGCCCCAGGGGUCUGCAGCGUACGAGUUCCCGUCUGCGGACUACACGGGGAGGAAGUGGAAAGGCCGGGCACCGAGUCAGAGAGCCCUGAACCAGAGCAGCAUGCCAGAAACUUCCUGCAGCGUGGCCUCACUGGGUGAGACUAGGAUGGAGAAAUCUGAGUUGCCUCCAGGGCGGGAAAUGUCUGAAGGAUCGGGGUCACCUGCUGGGACACCAGGAGGCCUAUGUGGGGUGGAACCUGGGGCACCAGGAGCUGGAAUUGCCUAUGAAGAUGUUGUAGGGCAGCUCGAAGCACAACCCUCAGAGGAGGGAGGGAGCAGCCUGGAAAGCGGUUUCCUGGAAGUGACUUGUGAGGAUAAAAACAAAUCCACAAAAGAUGGAUGUAAUGGAUGUAAAGAACCUGGGGAUCAUCAGAAUCUGUCUUCCAGGCCUGCAGGACAGCAGGUUGUGAAGUCACAGAAAUUCUAUCAGUGUGAUGAAUGUGGCAAAGCUUUCAGUCGGAGCUCACACCUCACUGGCCAUCAGAGAAUCCACACUGGAGAGAAACCCUAUGAGUGUAUCGAGUGUGGCAAGACCUUCAGGCAGACCUCUCAGCUCAUAGUUCACCUGAGAACCCACACAGGGGAAAAGCCCUAUGAAUGCAGCAAGUGUGGGAAGACCUACCGGCACAGCUCCCAUCUCGUUCAACACCAGAGACACCAUGAUGGGGAGAAACCGUAUACCUGCAACGAAUGUGGAAAAGCCUUCACUCAGAGUUCCCAACUCAUUGACCACCAGAGGACCCAUACUGGGGAGAAACCUUAUGAAUGCAGUGACUGUGGGGAGACCUUCAUUCGGAGUAAAAGUCUUGUCCGACAUCAGGUUCUGCACACUGGUGAGAAACCCUACAAGUGUAAUGAGUGUGGGAAAGCUUUCUGUUCUAAUAGAAAUCUUACUGACCAUCAGAGAAUUCACACUGGGGAGAAGCCUUAUGAGUGUUUUGAAUGUGGCAAGACCUUCAGUCGCAACAAAUGUCUUACCCGACAUCAAAGUCUCCACACUGGGGAAAAGCCUUACAAGUGCAGGGAGUGUGGGAAAGCCUUCAGUCAGAACUCUCAGCUCACCGACCAUGAGCGAAUUCAUACUGGAGAAAAGCCUUUUGAAUGCAGUGAGUGUGGGAAGGCAUUCAGCCUGAGUAAAUGUCUUAUUCGACAUCAGAGGCUUCACACAGGUGAAAAGCCCUAUAAAUGCAAUGAGUGUGGAAAAUCCUUCAAUCAAAACUCACACCUCAUCAUACACCAGAGAAUUCACACUGGCGAGAAACCUUAUGAAUGUAGUGAGUGUGGGAAGGUCUUCAGUUACAGCUCCAGUCUAAUGGUACAUCAGAGAACCCAUACUGGGGAGAAACCCUACAAAUGUAACAAUUGUGGGAAAGCCUUUAGUGACAGCUCACAACUCAUUGUGCACCAGAGAGUUCACACUGGCGAGAAACCCUAUGAAUGUGCUGAGUGUGGGAAAGCCUUCAGUCAGCGUUCCACUUUCAACCACCACCAGCGAACUCACACUGGAGAGAAGCAGUCAGGUGUGGCUCGGUCAGCUUCCUGAGGCCUAAGUUUCCAAGACUGAGAGCAAGGCACUUGGCAUUAAGCUUUCUUUGUAAGAAGGGUGUUUACUCUGACCCCCUGCAGGAGCCAUUAAUGAAAGUGGGUCAUCCUCUGAGUGCUGUCUGCUGGGUCAUGAGGGUGGGAGAGUGGGGAACAGUGUGUUCCCUGCCCACCAUUGUGGACAGAUGGACUACACACUUCAUGCACUUGAAGGGUCUCCUUCCUUCCUUCCUUCCUUCCUUCCUUCCUUCCUUCCUUCCUUCCUCCCUCCCUCCCUCCCUCCCUCCCUUCCUCCCUCCCUCCCUCCCUCCCUCCCUUCCUUCCUUCCUUCCUUCCCUUCCUCCCUUCCUCCCUCCUUCCCACCCUAAUUUCUCACGUUCUCUCUCUUAGUGUCUUUCUCUUUCAACUGUGUAGAAAUGUAUUUCAGCUUAAUUAUGUAUCCUAUCAUCACACUUUUUUUGAAGGACAGAGAUUGUGUCUACCUUAUUCUAGCCCACCUCCUCUUUUAUAAAGUCAUUCCUAAGACUGAUUCAUUCUUUACUCUCUCAGCUGUGUCCCUCCUUACCUACUUUUUAAACUUAAACUCUAAUCUAUACCCUCAUCCCAGUAUUCCUAUUCAGAAAAGCCUUUCUUUUUCCCAUUUGCUAAUCUAUGUCCCUCAGAACUUCUCAGAUCAAUCUCAUCUCUAGAUCCUUCCAGAUCCACCUCAUCUGUGAAAGACUUUUCUUCAGCCCCUUCUUUAUUCCUCUUACUCAUUUGACCUCAGUGCUUCCCAUUAGCUGGUGCCACCAUGAGCAACUGUUAAAUUGCCUUGUAAAUUAUUCUCAACUUAAUCCAUAUGUGUGUACAUUCACACCAACUUAUUGUAGGCUCUUCGAGGUUGGAUAUGGUAUCCAUUUGUUUUAGCAUACAGGUAAUAACUUUCACAUACUAGUGAUUAAUAAAUAAUUUUUAAAAAACUU
Molecule: messenger RNA, 3625 nt
Organism: Phyllostomus hastatus (greater spear-nosed bat)
Lineage: Eukaryota; Metazoa; Chordata; Mammalia; Chiroptera; Phyllostomidae
Gene: ZKSCAN7
Product: zinc finger with KRAB and SCAN domains 7
Exons: 6
Coding region: 403-2664 (753 amino acids)
Biological process (GO): negative regulation of transcription by RNA polymerase II
Molecular function (GO): DNA-binding transcription repressor activity, RNA polymerase II-specific
Source: RefSeq, a predicted model, not a curated record